Molecule: messenger RNA, 1499 nt
Organism: Coprinopsis cinerea okayama7#130
Lineage: Eukaryota; Fungi; Basidiomycota; Agaricomycetes; Agaricales; Psathyrellaceae
Exons: 5
Coding region: 1-1407 (468 amino acids)
Source: RefSeq, a predicted model, not a curated record
AUGGCUCUGGACGUCAUUCCUCCCGUUCAAACGGACAGCAAGACGGAGCCGACGACACCAGGAGCGUCGCUGAAGUCGAAUCCUCCCAAGGCCAUCGCGACGCCUAAUCAAUGCUCGUCAUCCUAUCGACUUCUGUACCGUGGUGCACUGUCUCUGCCAGACUCCCAUCUGCUGCUAGAUGGUCUGACAUUCUCUGCGCGACUGGAUUCGCCUUCCAAACACACCAAAUCUUAUUCCCUGUUGGAGAAUCCGUUGGCUUUGGCGUUGGAGAGUAUGCGUGGCCGGCCGAGUCUUAGGCUCCAAGGUAUCGUCAAACUCGCAGAUAUCUACAUGGACGAGACUGGAAACGUCGAGCUGGACAUCCAUCCAAGAGCCAUGCUGUCUCGGAUAUACUUUGAGAAUACCUUUUGCCUUAAGCCAUUCUCCUCCUCCGACCCUUCUCAAUUGAAUACAACGCGGUCCGAUUUUGGUGUCAAAGUGGCUUUGGGAGACAGUGAUGGUCCUGAAACGACGCAAAUUAUUAUCUAUGCUCAAGUUAAGCCUUCAACAACAAUAAUAGAUCCAAAUGCACCCUCGACAUCCGCGAACCCCAUACCGGCCCCGGCACAAACCAUCCGACUGUGCGUUGGCCGAAUUACUCAACGACCUCAGCCCAAAAAACGAUUACCACGUCCUGACGAUCCCAUCCCACGGAAGCCACCUAUCUUAUUUGCCCGCGAGAUACAGAGAGCGGAGAGUAAAGGGAGUUUGGCUUUCGCAAUUGGCACAGGAAAGAUCGGCAAAGUCAACGAGUUGAAACGCGUUGGAAGUGGAAGCUUCGCGGCUUCUGCUAAUGGCGUUACGAAGAGGCCUAAACUGGUUGGAGGUACCUCCAGCUCGAACGACGUGUUCAAGGUUCCAGAAGUACCCCAUAGGCAGAGCAAGGGGAAGGAAAAGGCGCAGGAUGUAUUUGGAGAUGUGGCUGAAGUGCAGAAUGGGAAGGGGAAAGGGAAGGCGCCAGUCAGUGGGCAGGAGGCUGAGGCCGCCGCUUUGGAGAAGGCGAAUAAAUCUGAAAUCAAGAAGGCAACGAUCGCCUAUCUCGCACAGACCAAGGACCCAACGCGCGAUAAUAUCGUUGUUGACAAGAAGCAUCCUGAAUGGAAGGAUCUCUACGGAUAUGUGUAUCGAGGCGUCUGCUUUGCAAUCCGCAAUCGAAUGAAGACAGAAACAGUUGAUGGUGCUCUUGUGGACCGGCUACUGAAGACCCACGUCAAGCUGUAUCUAUCCGGUCGCGGACCUCCAGACUCUUCCAACACGGUUUCAUGGAAGUUGCCAGCUCAGUCGUCGUCGAAAGCAUACCAAGGGAGCAGUGCUAUAGCUGUAACUGGUACGGGGACAACGCAGGAUCCAAUCGUGCUUGGGCGGUAGUAUGACAUUUUCGGGUUCACCUCUUGUAUUUAUAUUAAGCAGGCAGUAGCUUGACGCGUCGAUGGGCGGUGAUGAGACUCAAAUUAGGGGCU